Messenger RNA from Sabethes cyaneus, 3446 nucleotides. Its product is annotated as ceramide synthase 6. NCBI's taxonomy places the organism in Eukaryota, Metazoa, Arthropoda, Insecta, Diptera, Culicidae. Gene Ontology annotation, biological process: ceramide biosynthetic process. The record is from RefSeq and is a predicted model, not a curated record. The transcript is spliced from 5 exons. Gene Ontology annotation, cellular component: membrane. The coding region runs from base 750 to 1955 and encodes 401 amino acids. Gene Ontology annotation, molecular function: sphingosine N-acyltransferase activity; DNA binding.
CUGCCAGUGCCAGCGGAGGUAGAAGACAUUUUUAUGGAUUAGUCAUUCUGGUUCGCUCCGCACGGUCCAUUCGAAGUUUUGCUUCUAAUCUGGUGAUUAAGUUAAGUGUUACCCGACAAUAUAGUGUGUUUCAGACGGUAUUUAAAAAGAUUCGGCAUUUAGCACUUGCGGAAAGGCAUCGAUUAGGGCCGUGUUUUGUAACGAAUGGCUGCCGUUCAUAGAUAAUGUAUUGGUGAGCACAGUCAAUAAGUGCCAAUCCCACAAAAAGUGACCACGCGAUCCGCAGUCCGCGAGGUGAAAGAAAAGCGGAAAGGUGAUUAUCGCCAAAGAAAAUAUCGAUUUGAGUGAAAAGUAGCCGUGGAUCUGCGGGAAACAACUUACCGCUGGAGUAGUUCUGCUUUCGCCAGAUAGCAGUCAGUUCUUGUUUGUUGUAUUAUUUCGCUUAAUCGUAUGAUUCUUCACAAUUUUGUCCAAUAUGGGAUUCCCUUUCGUGGGUGUAAGUAAUCGUGAAUGAAUGCAAGUGUUCUGAAUCGUUUCUCUUUGGAUAUCCCAUCACGUAUUUCUCCCGAUAAGGGGAAAGUUACGGAGUGAUUAGUGUGCUGCUGUUGCUAUUUUUCUUUUUUCGUUUGUGUGUUCCAAAUUUUUCGAAGCCGUCGUCGUGUGUUGCAUAUAGCAACGGUGGAUAACAAAGUUCCAGUGCAGUUGUCAAAUCAAGCUGCAAUAAUUGCCCUGUCCUUGGCGAACGAGCAAUGGAGCUGUUGCAUACAAUCUCGAACACAUUCUGGUCCACCAGUGUUUGGCUGCCUCCGAACGUUACCUGGGACGACAUUCGGCCGGGAGUUCGACCGGAUGUGCAGCACGCCGACUACCGGCAUCUGGUGUACCCGAUUCCGAUAGCAGCGAUAAUUCUGGUGAUAAGAUUUUUCACUGAGCGAUACUGGAUCGCACCGAUCGGCAAGGCGAUUGGCAUCAAAAGUACAGGACCCAAGCCACCAAUAUCAAACAAAACGCUGGAAUGGGCAUACAACAGCAACAGCCGGCUGCGGCAUAAAACCAUUGUCAAGCUGACGAAGCAAACCGAACUGACCGAGCGGCAAAUCGAACGAUGGUGGCGCCGGCGACGAGCCCAGGACAAACCGACGACGUUGGUUAAGUUUUGCGAAAAUUCGUGGCGAUGCAUGUACUACACGUACAGUUUUAUCUUCGGUUGCAUCGUUAUGUGGGACAAAUCCUGGCUGUGGGACAUCAAAAACUGCUGGCAUGGCUAUCCACACCAGUCGGUGACCGACGAUAUCUGGUGGUACUACAUGAUCUCGAUGGCGUUCUACUGGUCCCUGACUGCGUCGCAAUUCAUCGAUGUCAAGCGGAAGGAUUUCUGGCAAAUGUUUGCACACCACAUGAUCACCAUACUGCUGAUGGCACUGAGCUGGGUGUGCAAUUUGCACCGAGUCGGUUCGUUAGUUCUGCUGGUGCAUGACUGCGCUGACAUAUUCCUGGAGGCCGCCAAAAUCACCAAAUAUGCCCAGUACCAAAAGCUUUGCGAUGGGAUUUUUGCUGUUUUCACCCUGGUUUGGAUCGUUACCCGAUUGAUGUUGUAUCCGCGAAUCAUCUACAGCUCGUCGAUUGAGGCUCCGCGGAUACUACCGAUGUUCCCGGCAUACUACAUUUUCAACACACUGCUGAUAUUGCUACUCUUUUUACAUAUUGGCUGGACCUAUCUGAUCAUGCAGAUCGUCAUCAAGGCAAUCAAAUGUGGACAGAUGGAUGGCGAUGUGCGUUCCAGCUCGAGCGAUGAACUGUCGGACAGUUCCGAGAAUGCCCGACCAGUCGUUGCAAAUGGCACUCCAAAGAAACAAUCGCACCGGCCAUCACCUAGCAAAUCGUCGAACAACGGCGCUGACGCCGUUGGAAGCACCGGUUCGAACCCGUCGUCACCUAAGAAGAAAAGCAAGUAGGUAGAUGUCGGCCGUUGCGUUUUGCGAGCUUCGUGGCACCUACCAUUGCUAUCUACUACAACCAAUGUUGCUAUGCUAGUAACGAUAUAAACGCGUGCGUUAGAGAAUGGUGCGUAUAAUAUAUUUAAAUAAAUUGUUAACCUGACCUAUUUAAGUGAAUGGAGACUACAUGUGCAACUAGCAGACAAAGAAUGAUAUAACUAAAAAAAUGAAAGCGAACAUCUAAAUUACUGAACAUAUUUAAGAAUCAACUUUUGCUAUCGAUAUAUUUAUUGAGAACUAAUAGAACAAAGAGGUAAAGAGAACGUCGUCAACGAAAGAGUCAAAUAUCUAUAGGCGACGGUCAUGAAGAGUCAGAUCAGAGUGGUGAUCUGUUUAGUUAGAUAAACCACAGACUCUGUAAACCGCGUGUUAGAUCAUAAAUAUGUUAAUCUUCGCUUUUGUUUCAACAUUCCCGGUCACAUUCAGUAACACUGGUCAUCAAACGUUCUAUGGAUAGGACCAAUUUAGAAAGGAUCAAAAAUUGAGCAUACUCAAUGCCAAAAAAGUUACUACUUACCAGGUUUUAUUCUUUCUAAUGUAAUCCUGCUCGUUCUUUAGGUUGUUGUCCAGUGUAUUUUUUUACGAAAAACCAAAAAACAAUAGAAAUACUCGUACGACAAAACGAAUUUCAUACUAUGAAGCAUGUUCAUUAAAUUGUAGAGUGGAAAUUAAAGUAGGAAGAUGUCGUUUUUACUAUGCUUUGAGCGAGCUAGUUUCGAACAAUCAAUGCGAUUCUGUGUGUAUUGAAGAGAAUGAUAAGGGUUUGCAAUAUUUCCGUAGAAAUACACUCCAUUUCAUUACGCCCUCUCCCCCGCCGGGGUAAGUUAUCUGUUUACCAAUUGCUCAUACAUCAUAAUACACAGUUGCCUUUCAUUAGCCGCCGGAUAGAAAAAUCUUUGUUGUUUGAACUACUGUUAUUAGUUUGCCUCCGCAGUGACUAACGUGACACUCUUUUCCAUCUUCCAAAGAGAGAGAAAGAAAGGAUUGAGCGUAUGCUAUCACCUAGAAUAGAUGAUCUAAACCAGAAACUGGAUACAGUAAAAUUAAAUCUAGGUUAAAAGAAAUAAAUAGUACUAUUGUUUCCAAUUUACCAUCCUAGUUAUAAGGCAGAGCUUUUGUUGAACGCGUGUAGAAGCUAUGAAAUGACAAUGUAUAUGUGUGUGCGUAAUAUAAUGCUAAUAUGGUGCAUUGAAGAUUUGCAUUUUUGUCCAUCACACGAGAACUAGCCGACAAAUCAAAUUAUUUUCCGUUCGCUAGUUUUGCUAUGCUGCUUAAUUCUAUCGUUUCAUAGCUACUUCUCUACGUUCAUCGCUUAGAUUCGUGGAAAUUCUUGGUAAUUAUUUACUAUCGUACUUUUUGAAGUUACUUUGAUAUCCAUAAAAAAAAACAAGGAAAGAUUUCGAAAGGAAAUAUGAUCAAAAUGAAGCACACAAUAAAGUGUAAAACAAA